Messenger RNA from Symsagittifera roscoffensis, 1275 nucleotides. RefSeq lists its product as uncharacterized. The coding region runs from base 152 to 1201 and encodes 349 amino acids. The record is from RefSeq and is a predicted model, not a curated record. The transcript is spliced from 6 exons. Lineage: Eukaryota; Metazoa; Xenacoelomorpha; Acoela; Convolutidae.
AUAGCUGCCAUAACAUCGUACAAUUAAUAUUUACUCAGAAGAAGAAAAUGUCUCUGUUGGUUAUCCAGUGACAAGUGCCUACACUCCAUAAAAAAGUUACCAGCAUUGAAUCUUCUACUAUUUCAAAAAUUGAAUUAUUUUCGACCUGAAAAUGAAAUGGUUCAAGAAUAUAUUUUCGGGAGAAUCGGGCAGUUCGAAGAAUGAGCCACAGACUCCUCGCUACUUCCAGAGAACGCACAGCGUGUCCAGCAUCUUUGAGGACGCUAACCCAGUUUCAACUACUUUUAACCCCAAAGAUGACACCAGCAAGCAUAACGAAGAUGAUGUAACGCUACCAGUUCCUGCAGUUCGCCACAACUCUGCCAAUAAACUGUUUAUUGACCCAAAAGAGCAUUUGCUAAAGAAUCCACAGGACAGAAAGAAAUUGCUUUCCCUUGCCAGUUCACCAGAGCCUGAUAGUGAAGUUGCUGAACACGUUGAUUCAAAUCAAACGCAUAACCCGGCAGAAAGCAUUCCCAGAACGAACAACCCAGAGCAUAACAAAACUGAACAAGAUACAAAUCAGGAGGCCAAUGAUAAAAACGAACCGAACGUGCCAGUGAGACGGAAGAACAAUGUAGACGUUGAAGUUCACACUCAAGAAUCUCCAGCGGAUCGAAAAACCACGACUACAAAACUAUCAGCUACCAAUCUAAAAGAUACCUCUCAAAUAGUAGAACGAAUGGAAAACUUGGAGAACAAACUAGUUGCAUCCAUACAGAAGCAGGGAACUAAUCUGCGAAAAAUGAAGCAAGACCUUUUCGAGUUGAAACGAGAGAUAGCUAUGAUGAGGAAGCAUAACUACACAAUGGCACGAGAUGUAGACGAUUUACAGCUUCAUGAACUAAGAGAAGAGGUUGUGAACUUGGCAGAGCAGCAACAUUUAAUCCAGGAAGCCGUCUUGAAGGAUCACAUCAUUCAACAGAACUUCUACCAUAUGUCAACUAUCAACCAUCUUGACCAAAUGAGCGCUUUAAGAGCAAAGCACGACCCGAACACAGAAGAAGGUUUUGUACUUGAAGAAAACAUUGCAGGCCAAACAUAUUGGAUGCAGAAACUUGUCACUCAGUCAAAGAAUCUUGAUUACUUCAGUCAACCAUAUUCUAAUGGAGUACCGCACAGAUCCAUCGCACCAAACAAAAAAGAUGAGGAGCUCGGAUAAGGUAACUUUCAGAAGCUGUCAAUUGCCAGCGGCUACAUGAACUCGCAGUAAAACAUUUGGACUCUUUGCUUUUU